UAAAAAUGCAAGUGAGGUUGAAAAUUUCUGGGGGCCGAGUGACACAGGCUUUCCCCGUGGGUGAAUUUCCCCGGGUCCGGCUUUAUGCCGAUUCUCAAGAAGGUUUUGUAACACCGCCAGAGUUAUAAAAGCACAUCCAUUCCCCUACUUCGCUUCGGUUCAUUUCUCCCGUUCGCCGUGUUCCCUUUUGGUGGUUAACUUGCCGUCUUCCAUUCGCCCUCCUGUUCUAUCCUGUCCAUCGCUGGACAGACCAUCUCUUUCUUCUUCUCCCUUUCGCACACCCAUACACUUGUGAGCUCUGUGCGAGGUUGACCCAGCAGCUCUAUCACCAUGGGUGACGCUGUAGCUUCAAACGCCCUCGCCGAUACCAUGCGAGUGGAGGCACCCGUCACCUUCAAGACUUAUAUGAUGUGUGCCUUUGCCGCCUUUGGUGGUAUCUUUUUCGGUUAUGAUUCUGGUUAUAUUAACGGUGUCAUGGGCAUGAAAUAUUUCAUCCAAGAAUUUGAAGGCUUGGAUCCUGCCACCACCGACCCGGAUGAUUUUGUUAUCUCCUCGUGGAAAAAAUCCUUGAUCACAUCCAUCUUGUCGGCAGGCACAUUCUUCGGUGCGCUGAUUGCUGGGGAUCUUGCUGACUGGUUUGGACGUCGGAUCACCAUCGUCUCCGGUUGUGCCAUCUUCAUCGUUGGUGUCGUUUUGCAGACCGCAUCAACCACCGUGGCUCUUCUCGUGGUGGGACGUUUGAUUGCGGGAUUCGGUGUCGGUUUCGUGUCGGCCAUCAUUAUCUUGUACAUGUCAGAGAUUGCUCCUCGCAAGGUCCGCGGUGCCAUUGUGUCUGGAUACCAGUUCUGUAUCACCAUUGGUCUGAUGCUGGCUUCUUGUGUCGACUAUGCCACCCAAAAUCGCACGGACUCCGGUUCCUAUCGCAUUCCGAUUGCCAUUCAGAUUGCCUGGGCUCUCAUUCUCGGUGGGGGCUUGCUCCUCCUACCGGAAUCGCCCCGUUAUUUCGUCAGAAAGGGCCAGAUUGAUAAGGCUUCACAUGUCCUCGCUCGUGUCCGUGGUCAGCCCGAGGAUUCGGAGUAUAUCAAGCAGGAGCUGGCGGAGAUCGUUGCCAACAAUGAAUACGAGAUGCAAGCGAUGCCCCAGGGUGGGUACUUCACAACCUGGCUGAACUGCUUCCGUGGAAGUCUCUUCCACCCCAACAGCAAUCUCCGCCGUACCGUCCUGGGUACUUCUCUUCAGAUGAUGCAGCAAUGGACCGGUGUCAAUUUCGUGUUCUACUUCGGUACCACAUUCUUUACCUCCCUCAAAACGAUUUCGAAUCCCUUCCUGAUUAGCAUGAUCACCACCAUUGUCAAUGUUUGCUCGACGCCCGUCUCGUUCUACACCAUGGAGAAGAUCGGACGUCGUCCCCUGCUGUUGUGGGGUGCUCUUGGCAUGGUUAUUUGCCAGUUCAUUGUCGCCAUUACCGGUACCGUCGUCGGUGACAAGGGCGGCAACAACGCUGCCGUCAGCGCGGAGAUUUCUUUCAUCUGCAUUUACAUCUUCUUCUUCGCCAGCACCUGGGGUCCUGGCGCAUGGGUGGUCAUCGGCGAGAUCUUCCCUCUGCCCAUUCGUUCGCGCGGUGUGGCUCUGUCCACUGCGUCUAACUGGCUUUGGAACUGUAUCAUCGCUGUCAUCACUCCGUACAUGGUUGACCAAGACAAGGGCGACCUCAAGUCCAAGGUGUUCUUCAUCUGGGGUGCCCUCUGCACCUGCGCCUUCAUCUACACCUACUUCCUCAUCCCGGAAACCAAGGGGCUCACCCUCGAGCAGGUCGACAAGAUGAUGGAGGAGACCACCCCGCGGACCUCUGCCAAAUGGAAGCCUCACACCACCUUCGCGGCCGACAUGGGAUUCACCGAGAAGGACAUCACUGACAAAGUCCACGUCGCCCAUCGGGAAGUCUAAUCCACUCCUAUGGGGGUCGGUGGGGGGUCCGUUUUGGUUUCGGGGGGGUGGUUCUGCACAUUACUUUUCUCUCUU
Molecule: messenger RNA, 2022 nt
Organism: Aspergillus caelatus
Lineage: Eukaryota; Fungi; Ascomycota; Eurotiomycetes; Eurotiales; Aspergillaceae
Product: sugar porter family MFS transporter
Exons: 5
Coding region: 331-1947 (538 amino acids)
Biological process (GO): carbohydrate transport; transmembrane transport
Cellular component (GO): membrane
Molecular function (GO): carbohydrate:proton symporter activity
Source: RefSeq, a predicted model, not a curated record